GUUGCAUUGCAGUCGAAUUCCUUCGGUCGCGGACGAGCCCACUGCGCCGCCGACGCCGCGUCGUCAUGUCCCGUCAACCUAUCGUCGUGGACCUUGUUAGCAGCAGCAGCAGCGAUGAGGAUGAUGUCUUUCCCUUGCGUGCACAGAGGUGUGACCAAGAUGGUGAUGAUAUCAAAGAACCCGCCUCCCCCGACCAACACUUCCAUCAACUCGAUGAGCCCAUGGAGAUUGAGGAAGAUGAACCGUUCGACCCAGUCUUAGAACAGCAAGACAAUGCAGCUUCUGCAGUCCAUGUCGCAAACGCUUUGGAGUCCGUUCUCGAGGACUUGGAGUCGGAUGAAGACGAGGAAUUUGCGACUCAGGCUGGCGGUGGUAGUUCCGAUCCUUCUCCCCAACAGUUCCCAGCUGGAGCAAUUGAUUUGUCACAGGAUGUCGACGACAGCAUUGAAGACAAUCAGCACUCCUCUUCCGACGGAGGGGGUGGUGCUCAGGAUGCCCAAUCCCAACCUACCGACGACGCCACAGUGUUCAUGUCGACAAUGGAUGCUGUUGUGAUGAAAAGCAAGUAUGAACAGGUAAUCACACCUCAAGUAGAAAGGUGCACCCAUCGCGAAGAGGGCGAGCUUUCAGACGACCCCAGUCAACUCGAGACGGACGAGUUAUGGCAGCAAAAGCAGUUGGAGGCAACGUAUCUGCGCGAGGCCCAAGUCGCUCAUCGCCAAGCGUCGCUGCGGCAACUGGUCAAAGCAUCUCCUUCGACUCAAAUCCCUCCCACGAUGUCCAAGAAGAAGCAGCGCAAGCUCAAGCGAAAGCUGCAGGAAGCAGCGUCCAUGGCGUCUGGUGGUGGCCUCUACAAUCCCAGUCUCCCUCCUUCAACCAUGACGAAUUUAGGGUAUCCACAUCAUGCUCUCCAAGAUCGCCUUGGCAUGGCGCCGCCGGCUCGUCGGGUGUUCCGCAUGAUGCCACCUCCUGAAAGCAGCAUCCUACGUGUCCAUCGCCGCGUAGUCUUGGAUGACCCGUGCCUUCCACCGUCAUCUCAGCCAUCCUUUCCGUCGACGAGUCCAAAGUGCGUUCCAUACGCACCCCACGGGGGGUUGUCCCGCCACCCGCGACCGCAUUCAGCACCGGCUUCCAUGCAUCUGCCCCCACCACCUCAUGCGCCGCCAAACUUCCACCACGUCCCUCGCGUUAGUCCUCCGCAGGAAGCCAUCCAUUUGCCGCUACCGCCACUCCCGCCUUCUGCACCUGCUGUGAUUACGCCACCCGUAGACAACGAGUCCACUAUCUCGUCCACUCCCCCUGACGUCGACCCGUCGGAAGACCUGUCGCUCCUUGAAAGUUUGCGCAAUGCAGUAAAACGCUCGCUAAAGAAACCCAAGGUGAUGUCGUCGCCAUCUGCCCCACAGGACAAUGGCGAAGGCAACAAGACUGUCGAGUCGGAACUGCUAACCGCGUCGCCGUCGUGUGCGUCCCCGUCCAGGAUACCCUCGGUGGCUGCUUCAACCCUGGAGCCUUCGAGAAGUCCGCCUCCGCCGCUGGCGCAGGCAGCGCAGCCUUUCCGGUCGUCCAAGAUGGUGCUUGGCCCAAAUACGUCGUCCAACAGCCUUCCGAACAACGCGUCGAGCUUGAAGCCACUGACAGCAUGCACACAGACUGUUGUGAUCCAGCUCUCGAUAGAAGACUGCAACGCGAUGCGCCGACGUAUGCAGCAAGUUCAGUCUCUGGAAAAAGAGAGCGAUCCGAUUGCAAACCUCAAGCAAAAGAUCGCAGCGAGGGAAGUUGAGCUGUUGAUGCGGAAGAAAAGUAGUACUGUCCUCACGCCUUCAAGCAAAUCAAACGAGGCGGCGACGACGCCACCGACCUCGAGCCCUCCACCUUCGACUGCUCAAGACAGUCCAUUGCCGUCGUCGGACGCGUCAACAACACCAGCUUCUCCGGCGGCAAAUGACGCCUCCGUCCCUCUUCCUCCUACCGCCACCAACGUCACCUCUGCCGUGGCCUCCACCAUGACGAUGGAUCCCGUCGCAGUCGCACAAUCCCAUAUCCACCGCCUCGAAAAACGCAUUGGCGAGCUCAAGCACCUCAUUUCACAAAAAGAGAUGCUGGUCGUGACCCGGACCGAGUAAGUUGCCGAAUGCUUUUCUAUGUUGGCAGAAUGAAACCAUCGUGCAUGAUGUCGGCCUUUGAUCGUCCCAAACACUGUACGUCCCGAUGUACAAGCACCUUAGUGUGGUCACUGGUUGCAAUUCGUGCCUUGGUCGGGGUACGUCUCGGUCGCACUGUCGUGCAUUUGAAUCGCAAACGCCACGAGGUCAUCGACGUCAUGUAGCAGCGUGAGCAAGUGGAGUUGAUCAAAGGCCAAGAACGGCUGGGGGUGGUCGCCAGCGCCAUGGCAGGUCCACAUGCCGUCGUCAUCCAACGACGUCCCGACACUCCACGCCAUCAUGAGCGCGUCGGAUGCGCAGUAUUUGAGUACUGUCGUCAUGAUCUUGUCGAGCCAGGGCUUGGCGGGCGUCUAGACGCUGGGUAAACACUGCGAUCACUUGAAAUUCAC
Messenger RNA from Aphanomyces invadans, 2554 nucleotides. RefSeq lists its product as hypothetical. The coding region runs from base 66 to 2126 and encodes 686 amino acids. The record is from RefSeq and is a predicted model, not a curated record. NCBI's taxonomy places the organism in Eukaryota, Oomycota, Saprolegniomycetes, Saprolegniales, Verrucalvaceae. The transcript has 2 exons.